Messenger RNA from Jatropha curcas, 2745 nucleotides. RefSeq names its product ubiquitin-specific protease 25 (gene UBP25). The record is from RefSeq and is a predicted model, not a curated record. Gene Ontology annotation, molecular function: cysteine-type deubiquitinase activity. Lineage: Eukaryota; Viridiplantae; Streptophyta; Magnoliopsida; Malpighiales; Euphorbiaceae. Gene Ontology annotation, cellular component: cytosol; nucleus. Gene Ontology annotation, biological process: protein deubiquitination.
AAAUAGAAGAUAAAAUUAACGCCAAGACAAGGGCAGAAAAUCAAAGAGGGGAGGAGGGAAGGGAAGAAUCAAGAGGCUGGCAAUUAUCAUCAAAUAACUAAAUUUUGGGGAUCGGUAGGGCUGCUUCUGCAGUGUCUGCCCUUUCCACAUAAUUUGAAAACACAAAAUAAAAAAAAAAAAAACCAAAAUUUCCAUUUCCAUUAUUACUUUGUAUUGUAACCUCGCGAUGCGAUUGGGUUUAACGCGGCGGCGGCAGCAGUCGGUGUCGGGGAGAAACGACUUGACAGAGGUUGUCGUUUCAAAUGAAGUUGGAAGAAGGAGAUCAUCAUCAUCAUCACCUUGAUGAAUGGGAUUGCAAUUGCAGAUGAGUUGGCAGCCGAGUUUAUUGAGUCAGAAAAGAAAGAACGGACCGCCUUUAGGGUUGAAGAAUCUCGGCAACUCUUGCUAUCUCAAUAGCGUCCUUCAGUGCCUUACUUAUACUCCUCCUCUCGCUAAUUUCUGCCUCCGGUUACAACACUCCUCUUUCUGUGAUUCUGUUUCCAACGGUGACCGAAAGCGGGAGUGUCCAUUUUGCAUACUUGAGAAACGGAUAGUUCGGUCCCUAAGUCUAGACCAAACGCUGGAUGCCCCAUCUAAGAUCCAGAGCUGUCUGAAGAUUUUUGCCGAGCAUUUCCGGGGCGGUCGCCAAGAGGAUGCACAUGAAUUUUUGCGCUAUGUUAUUGAUGCUUGCCAUAAUACCUGCUUAAGACUCAUGAAACUGCGGCGGAAGGGGAAUGACUCUGCUAGUGGAAGUAAUUCUGUCGUUAAGGAGAUAUUUGGCGGUACUUUGCAGAGCCAGGUCAAGUGCUUAUCAUGUAAUUCCGAGUCCAAUAAGGUUGAUGAGAUCAUGGACAUUAGUCUCGACGUUUUGCAUAGUAAUUCGCUUAGAGAGGCAAUGCAAAAGUUCUUCCAACCUGAGAUUUUGGAUGGCAGUAAUAAGUAUAGAUGCGAAAAUUGUAAGAAAUUGGUGACAGCAAGGAAACAAAUGUCAAUUCUGCAAGCACCUAAUAUCUUGGUAAUCCAACUGAAGAGAUUUGAGGGCAUAUUUGGUGGUAAGAUUGAUAAGGCUAUUGCAUUCGAAGAAGUUCUAGUACUUUCAAGCUUCAUGUGUAAAGGAAGCCAGGAUCCACGACCAGAGUAUAAUCUCUUUGGCACCAUUGUCCAUUCGGGAUACUCGCCAGAAUCUGGACACUACUAUUCAUAUAUCAAGGAUGCAAUGGGGCGGUGGUAUUGCUGCAAUGAUUCAUUUGUGACACUUUCAACACUGCAGGAUGUGUUGUCAGAGAAGGUCUAUAUUCUUUUCUUCUGUCGCACUAACCAAAGGUCAUUAUCUGCCCGUGCCCCUUUUACUGCCAAUGGAGUAAAAUCAUACAAUCUCAAUGGGAGUGAGGCAUCUAAGAACCCAAAAGUCCUUCCAACUAAAGGGAUUGCAAAAAAACUAUUUGUUGAACAACAAUCUUUGGAUAAGGAUAUUCAAUCCACGUCUAAGGUUGAUAAAGUGCCUUCCAGUCCGCGGGUAAGGUUUAAUAUUUUGGGUACCUCUGGCUCCAGGAGGGUUCCUUCCGCUGUUGAUGGAAAGGCUGACACUCUCAAGAACCAAAACAUGAAAAUGAAUGGGACUGCAAAAGGCACAGGUUCUAUGGAGAAAAUCAGUGAAGAUAUGCCACCAAUAACAAAUGGAAAUGGUGUUUACAACAAUAAAAAAGUUGAUGACGGUGAUAACUGCAGAGUAAUUGCAGCAGCAAGUGAAGAUGGUGUUCCUCAAAAUUGUGUUUUUAAUUCAGUAAAGCCAAAUGUAUAUGUGGUUAAUGGUACUAUGGGCAAGGCUGAAGCCGAGAAAGGUUCUGAUCAGCAUGAAUUGCAAAAAGGAGUGAAUUGUUGCUCUGGAAUUCCAGAGUUGAAGAGAAAGUUGAAGGACUCUUACAUUUUGUUUGCACAGGAUGCUCAAUCUCGAGCCAAAGUCGAACAGUUGAAAGAAGUAUUGAAGCAAGAAGCUUUCUCGGUUCUGCAAUCAUGUGGUUGGUCUAGUAAGGUAUACAGUUUUAUGUGUUCGAGGAAAAGAUUAUGCGCACGGGAAGCAGGAGACGUCCCUAGUAAUAUCGACUUAAAGAAGGUUUUGAUUGCAGAGGCCAAAUCAACCUUUCUCUCACAGAUACCUGAAUCAUUGAAAGAAGAUCUAGUCAAACGUCUCAGGUCAUUUAGCCAAGAGAAGUGACAUCCUGCGCUAUUUUGUUAAGUCGAAUGGGUAACGAAGAAGUGUCUUGACAGUUGCUGGUGGAGCUCCUGUGUGUAAACUGUAUGACUAAUUGAUGAAAGUAAAACAUAUUUUUGCAGAAGACAACAACUAGGGGGUUUUCUAUACCCUGUCUUGUAAGCAAGUGGGGCAGUGGCAACAAUAGGCACCUGUUAAUUUUUUUUUUUCUUUUUUCCAUUUAUCAUUGUUAUUGUUAUGAUGGUUGUUUCCCAGUUGAUGGUAUUGAGAUGAAAGGGCUGAGUUCAAAGUCUUGCCAACAAUUUUUUUCCCCUUAAGCCUUGAGAGUUGGUUUUGGUGGAGAGCUAUGAAGUCUUUAUAAAUUUUGUACUAUAUUCUUUUUGGCAGUUAGUGUAACAUCCUCGUUGAUGGGAUGCACAUACCAAUUUUCCCUGUCCAGACAGUACCUUGUGAAAUGUAUACAAUCAUUGAGUUUUAUCCUCCAACUUGUUAUU